This is a messenger RNA of Megachile rotundata (alfalfa leafcutting bee), 4169 nucleotides long. RefSeq lists its product as uncharacterized. NCBI's taxonomy places the organism in Eukaryota, Metazoa, Arthropoda, Insecta, Hymenoptera, Megachilidae. The record is from RefSeq and is a predicted model, not a curated record.
GUACAGGAAACAUUUAUAAUACAGAUGUUUCAUAAGUGAUAACAUAUUAUACAAGUGAAACGUAUAUAUGUUUAUAUCGCCACAUAAUAUUUCUAAAUUCCUAUAUUCCUGGUUUUCCAUAUCCUUACAUUUCUAAUUCCCUAGAUUCCUACUUCAUUUAAAUACCUAUAUACCUAAGUUAUAAUAUUUUAGAAUAUUCACAAAUCCAAAUCUAGUAAAAAAUAAAAGAUCACCGGGUGUGUAUGUUCAGUAUUAAAAGCAUAAUGGUCUUUGCACAUUGUUUUUGAUUAUAAAAUAUAUUUGGGCCGACAUGCGCACAAUGAAUGGUUCACACCACGUGUAACCGUGAUCAACGUAUAACGAUAACCUCAUUGCUGUAAAGUUGAAAUGUUAUACAUACAUUAUUUAUAUUACAUAGAAAGUUGUAAUUACGACAUAAAAUAUUAAAAAAAAGUUUAGAUUAGGAUUACAAAGAAUGUGAAAGAAUAUUGUAAUGCACAUGUAUAAUUGAAUGCAUUAAAGUGAAACUCAAAAGUAUACAAAAUGGUUUUAUCAGUAGAACUAUUGAAACGGCUCAAUGCAGAUGAAGAACCUUUAUCUAAACGUUUAAAACUGGCAGAAAAUGCGUUUCAUGCUAUUGAAAUACCAAUAGUACGCAAAGAUGAUCUUAUUUUACAAUGGGUUUGUAAAAUAUGUGCUGGAGAUCAGCAGGCUUGGAGUUUGUUACAAAGCUGUUUGGAAUCCAAAUGUUUGGAUAUUAAAAUUGAUGUAAAAAGAUUAUUAAUUAAUACAAUUAUUGAAACAUUGCAAAAAGAUACAAAAGAUAUAUGUAAUGAUCUGUUCAAAUGUUGUGAAUUAUUAGUUUCUAAUGAUACAAUGCAACAAUAUUUCAUUAACAAACCACAAGAAUUUGGACUUUUAAUAAAGUCUUUAUUAGAAUGCACUUAUAGAAUUUUUAAAUACAAUUUCAAUGCAGGAGAACAAUUAGUGGAUGAAAUAAAUACAGAAUUCAUUAUUAAAAGUAAUGAUCUAACAUCAAGAGCUUAUAAUACAGUAGUUAUUGUUAUAGAAAUUAUGAUUCAUAUUUUUAAAACUAGUUAUGCUAUAAAGGAUGAGUUAAGAAUCAUAUUUAUGCAAGAUAUUUUAUAUCCUUUAUGUGCUAUAAUUGAUCAUAAAUGUAUAGAUAAUACUAACAGAUUAGGUGCAGUGACAUACAAAUGCAUUCAGCAAUUAAUUUUUGGGAAGAAGUAUAUACAAAAUAAAGAAUUCAUAGAAGAUGAAAAUGCAAAACAAUUUGAAGAUUUAUUAUCUAUUUUAGCAAAAAAUGCAAAGACUGCAGAUCUUCAAAGUAAUUUGAUGACAUUUACCUUUUUCUUUCAUGCUGCAUUAAAUAGUUUCAAGUUAGACAAUGCCAUAUUGGAUUUUAUAUUAAGAGAGUUAGUAAACUGUGCUGGGAUAUACAAAAAAGAAAUUUUGAAUUCAUUUUUGAAAAAUUUAGGUGAUACAACAUUUAAUUUUGAAAAUAAAAUACAUAAUGUUACAUUAUUUAAUUACUGUCAAAAUAUAAUAGACAAUAUUUUAUCAAGUGAAACUAUAAGUAGAAUAGAUUAUGAUCUUCUAACACAGUUUUGUUAUUUUAAUCCUCUCAUAAUUGAGAAAAAUAUUAAAGGUAUACUGAAAAAGGUAUUCACAGAAAAAUUAGAGCCAGAAUGUACAAAAUUAAUUACCUCUAUAAUGGAUGUUUGUAUACAUCUAAGACAGGAGGAAAAAAUAGUUUCAGCAAUAUUGUUAGUUUUAAAAGAUUGUUUAAAUAAAAUACCAAACAAAGAAAUUAAUAUAUUUUUUCCUAAUGAAUUCAAAGAAAAAUUUUUGAAAGCAGUAAAUAAUAUUACUAAUUUGCAAAAUAUAAAUAUAUUACGAACAUUAAUAUAUCAUUUAAAAACUGAUUGUAUGGAAAUGUUACAAUCUAAUGAUACCUGUACAGGUAAUAAUUGUAAAAAUAUUGCAAUAUUACAAGCAACUGUUGAAUUACUCUGUAUAUAUUUAGAUGGUAUAUGUGUUUUUGAAUAUUCAGGAACAUUAAAUUUUCAUACAAAAUACAUAAAUAAUCUUAAUGAGUUAAAAAGUAUUUUAUCACUUUUAAUAGUUCAAGCACUACGUUUGAAUUAUAAUGAAGAAGUUACUGUAAUAUUAUUAGCUGCUAUAUUUUCAUGGAACGAAAUGCAAAGGGCACUCAAAUAUUAUGUGCCAAAAAUUGUUCCACAAGACUUUAAAUUUCCGAUUUCGGAAGAUCAGUGGCAACAAUUGGUUCAAAGAAUCACAAAUUUUGGAAAAAAUAAUAGCAAAGACAGUAUGAAUAAAGUUAUUUUACAACAAGCUAAAGUAUCCCAAAGUACAGUAAACGCAUCUUCAGUGAUGUGUAACAAUUUAAUAGGCGGUUUAGAACAUUCUUGGCCAUAUAUAUUAAAAUUUGACACAGAAAUAAUACUACUGUUGAAUAAUGAACAGAUAUUCAAAUUAGCAAAUUUAUUGUUGAUACAAAUGUUGCACAAUGCAGAGAGUUUUUGCGAAUGGAUAAAAGUGUUACAUAAAGAGAGCAUACAAGAUAACAAGAGACUAGUACUGUCUAUAUCAAAUUGUGUUUUCAUUCAAAUUGGACAUUUUAUAGCAGAAGGAGUAACAAAAUCGAUAAGUAAAUAUUUUCAUACAGAGUUUUUGCUUGAAGCAGAAAUGAAUGAUAAUGAACAGAUAAAGAAUAUACUAAUAUAUAUGAAGGAGGAGAUGUCAAAGGAGAAAUGGAUGUAUAUGGAUGACAAAUCUUUAACAAAACUUAAAAUGCAUUUAGAAAUAUUACAUCAUUUGCCUAUAUCAUUUUUAAAUAUUAAAGUCAGAACAGCAAUGCUUUUGUUUAUAUUAGCUCUUAAGGUAGAGUGCUGCCACAACACUGAAAUAAUUUCAUCAUGCAAUAUAAUACUUACAGCAGAAACAAAAAUAACUAAAACUGUAAUGAAAACAGUACCAUCAAAAAUAACAGAAAUUGAUGACAUGAAGAUACUAAAUUUAAUAUUAAGAAUAAAUAUUACAAAUGAAGACAUUGAUGAAAAAUUGAAAAGUUUAGCACAAUCUACACUUAAUGAUAUAUUCAUGAAUGAUGAUAAAAACAUAGUUACAAAUGAGAUGUUGCAACAUGGAUUACAAUUAGCAUCUAUUGUCCUUCAUAAUCAAAAAAUAUUUCAAAUUACGAAUCAGACAUUGAGAGAAAUAUGGUUUACCUCCUUCAAGCAUCCAUGUAUCGAUGUAAUUUUACCUUUAUUAGAAUCAAGCGAACCAAAAGAAUUUCAGGAAUUGCUUGAACAGUUACAUAAUCAAGUGAUCAAAAUUCUUUCAAGUACACAAGAAAGUGAUAUGGAAAGUAUUUGUAUUAUAUGGAAUUCUAUACUAAAAACAAAUAUGUCUAACAAUAGAAAUAAAUUACGCUUAUUAGCUAUCAAUAAGUUAAUUCAAACAAUACAAACUGUAAAUAUACACGAAAAUCUUUGGCCAAAUUUAUUGAAAUUGAUUCAGGACAUUAUUUCCAAUAAGUAUUUAUAUCUUCCUGGUUAUAUUAUUGAUAUGUGCAUAUUUCUUGGAUUGAAAUCAUUGCAAAAAGCUACCAUAAUAAUUUGUAAUGAAACAUUGACAUUAUGUAAUGUAUUAAUUAAAAUGAGAACAAGUUUAGUUGUAGAUAGAUUACCUGCGUUGUUAUUACUAUACAGACACAUAUUAAACAUUGUUGUACAUAAAUCCAAAACUAUUGUUAAUAGAUCUGAAGAAUAUGUAUUUAAAUGUUUGGCACUGGAUAUUGAAAAGUUCACAAAUUCGUUAACGAAACUAAAGAAAGAAUUAAUUCGUAUAGGCCCUUAUCUGCUAGCAAAUUUGUUGGAGCUAUUUUCAGAAGCCUCAAUAGCAAUUUUUAUCAAAGUUUCUUUACAAAAUUGUAUAAAUCAUUUAAUAAGUAUAUGUGAUCAUCAUGGAAUUGCUUUAUUAACUCGAACAUUACCUGUUUCAAUGCAAGAAGUAUUUAAGGUACAAUUAAGUGUAUAUAACAAAUUUUAUAAAUUCUCUGGUAAAAUUUAAAUCAUAAUUUUAUAAUAAUAUUGUCAGUAAAAAAUGUACUAAUUGUUGAAAGU